UCGUCAGCACUGUCGGGUCAUCUAUUGCACUAGCAUUUGGGGGGGUUUUUUGUUUUUCUUUCUUUUUCUUUCUGGGAGGUGGGCAUUGUUUUGUUAUAUCUUGGACGGCCCGGUCCAUCUCACGCCCCAUGCACUGUGGGAACAAGAAGCAUCUCCCAUUGACGGCGAGCUGCCUUCCGUUUUAGCAUUCAGGUACCCCGCCGGCAGCCACCAAGACGCCCGUGCGUAGCCCGGCCAAAGCGCUGCUGCCGCCGCUGCUGCCAUUGACAGCCAAACCAUCAGUCACAUCAAUCAAUUUCCGUCCUUGAUCGAAAAGUCCCUGGUUGAAUUAGACGCAGGCUGCCUGCUUCCACUCUGUCUCACCCCCUUUCCCUCUUUUCCCCCCGUGCUUCUUUGGCUUCCAUCCCCCUAGCACAUGCAUUCCUUAUUUCCGCCCAGAUACCCACUACAGCUCAGCUUCCCACACCUGCCCGUCGGUGGACGUGCAAUUGAUUGACACCAGCCUCGGCCCAUUUUUAUUUUCACCCCCAUCAAGCUCCAGCGUUUCUGCAGCUGCCACGUUCCGCCCCCUGCAUAUCGUGCGCAGCCUUGGAAUGCGACGUCUUUAGGGGAGACCAGGCUGGAGUUGAAGCAAGGGAGAGAUGUUGGCUGCCAUCUAGAGCAUUGCCGAACGAAACCGUGGGGGAAAAAAAGGGGGAGAGAAGAACCAGCGUGUGUUGCGCUAUUUGAUUGCCCUUCUUGGGCGGCUUCCUCCGCUCUUCUCAUCGCUACCAACAUUCCUCAGCCCUCUACCCUCCCAGGCGGCGCAUCCGCCAGCCGUCCAAAAGAGACCCAGGAAGGAACACAGAACAAAGCAUCAGGGGAUGCCGGCCUACCUGUGCCAUGGGUUCCGGUGGCACUGGCAGUCGAUCCGGGUCUUUGUGGUGGUGCAGGACCUCGACGACGCCGCCCCCGAGUGGAUCAUCGGCCGCCGGUCCGCCACCGCCCUGCUGAACUCCUUUUACAACAUAUUCGACUUCCUACCCCGGAUCGACCCCGGCAACAGGCCGUUGAUGGCCGGGCAGCCCCACCGACGGUCAUCCUCGCUGUCGACGGCCUUCACCGCGGCCGGCGGCGGCGGCAGCACAACCACCGUCACGACGGCGGCGCCCACCACCGCCACCGACGACGUCAUGGGCCAGGACGCCUGGUCCGCCGUGCGCCUGCUGGAGGAGUAUGACCCGGCCCGCCUGGACGAGGUGUCGCGCCCCUACGCCUACGUGGCCGACUACGUCGUGCGCAUCGACCUGUCCGUCUCCAUCGUGGACGAGAUGACGCGGUACGAGGAGCGGCUGCGCGCCAGCAGCAAAGGCGGCGCGGCGGUAAAAACAGCAACAGCAACAGCAGCAGCAUCAGCAUCAGCAUCAGUAGAGCCGCCGCCGCUGCUGCUGCUGCUGCCGCCGGCGAUGGCGGGGCCGCACUCGGACGAGACGGGCCGGAAGCGCUCCGCCAAGGAGCAGCGCAAGGCUGGCUGGCUCGAGAAGCUACGCGACCAGCUGCAGCGCGGCGAGGACAUCAGGUGGUACGUCGUCGCCAACGGUGACGAGGAGCGCCCCUGGGAGUAUGGCGGGAACGGCCGAGGGCGCGGCAGGGGUGAGAGCGUUGGUGGAUUUGUUGAUGGGGAUGAGGAGGAGGAGGAGGAGGAGGAGGAGGAGGAAGAGGGCGGGCUGGAGGCGGAAUACAACCGAGCCCUAGAAGCCAGGAGGCGGGAACAGGAGCAGCAGCAGCAGCAACAGCAGCCCUAUCCAUCGCAGACCGACACAACACCACGCCAGCGCCCGCAGCCGCGGUUCAACGGCGCCGGCGCCGGCCGCAGCGUCGACGAGCACCACCGCGAGCGCGAGAGGCAGAGGCUGCGGCAGCAGUUUGGCGGCCUCGACAUCGACUCGGACGGCGAGGACCGAUCGCCGGCGCGGUCCUCCAGCAACAAGGGGCUGCCACCGCCGCCGCCCCUGGAGCCGCUGCCCCCGGAGCAGCAGCAACAGCAGCAGCACGGCGCCUCGGCGCCCAAGAUGUCGAUGGACGGGUACCCGAGGCCGCCCAAGACGCCCAAGUCUGGCGGGCUCAGGAGGCUAUUUGGCAGGGGCCACGGCCACAAGGGCAGCACGGCCGAGACUCCCUGA
Gaeumannomyces tritici R3-111a-1 is the source of this 2162-nucleotide messenger RNA. RefSeq lists its product as hypothetical. The record is from RefSeq and is a predicted model, not a curated record. The coding region runs from base 864 to 2162 and encodes 432 amino acids. NCBI's taxonomy places the organism in Eukaryota, Fungi, Ascomycota, Sordariomycetes, Magnaporthales, Magnaporthaceae. The transcript has 2 exons.